AAAAGGAUGAGUGUAUUUGAUGCCUUAAUGUUAAACUAAAAUCAUGAACAAAAACAUGAUUAUGGUUAACGGCCCAACCGGUUACACAACAAGUACACCAGACGGUGCCGCAACAAGAACAACAACACCGCAUAGUUUACAGGAAAAAAUAGUACACAGCCUGUCUUUCCUUCCUUUUCUAUAGAAACUAUUAAAAAACUUUCUUUAAAUACCCCUCUUCCUCCUCCUCUGCUCUCUCCAUCUUCCAAGAAAGACUUCAUUUUACCAAUUAUUUGCUAAGGUGAGAGAGAGAGAGAGGGUCGAGGAAGCAAUGGCAAAGAUGCAGGUUUCAAUCUUUAUCGUUGUCACGUUUUUGGUUGCAUCAACAAACGCCAAAACCGCAAGCCCUCCUGCUCCAAUGCUGCCACCGACACCAGCUCCAGCACCUGCUCCACACCACGUGAAUCUCACUGAGCUUCUAAGCGUAGCUGGUCCCUUCCACACGUUCCUCGACUACCUUCUCUCAUCAGGAGUCAUCGAAACGUUCCAAAGCCAAGCCAACAACACUGAGGAAGGUGUCACAAUCUUUGUCCCAAAAGACGACGCUUUCAAGGCUCAGAAGAAUCCUCCUUUGUCAAACCUCACAAAGGAUCAGCUCAAGCAGCUCCUCCUCUUCCACGCUCUUCCUCAUUACUACUCUCUCUCCGAGUUCAAGAACCUGAGCCAGUCCGGUCCGGUUAGCACCUUCGCUGGUGGACAAUACGCCUUGAAAUUCACUGAUGUUUCCGGUACGGUUCGGAUUGAUACGCUCUGGACCAGGACCAAAGUCAGCAGCAGCGUUUUCUCGACCGAUCCUGUGGCGGUUUACCAAGUGAACCGGGUGCUUUUACCUGAAGCAAUCUUUGGAACUGAUGUCCCUCCAAUGCCUGCUCCAGCUCCUGCUCCUGUAGUUAGCUCUCCUUCUGAUUCGCCUUCUGCUGAUUCUGAUGAAGCAAACGCUUCCUCCCCUAAGUCAUCGCACAAGAGCUCCGCACAGACGCUGGUUUUGGCUCCAAUUGCUAUGGUGGUAUCCGGUUUGGUGGCAUUGUUCUUGUGAGAAUAAUAAGGAUGGAUUUGUUUUGCAGGUUGAGUAUGUUCUAAGUUACAAUUGUGAAAGAGAGUUGUAUUACAUCAUUCCAUGUUGUCUUUUUUUUUUGAUUAUUUUGAAACCGCAUUUUUUAUUUUAUACAUUUUACCAUUAUUGUUAUUGUCAUUUAUGUGUAUGUGAAUUGUUAUUUUGCCUCCCUAUUGUUUUCUGUUUUAGAUUAUUUUGCUUCAUUUGGAAGCAAAGUUUAUACCAUCUUUCUCGAAGAACAUUUCGUUAAGAUAUAUUACAAUAUUGAGUUUUUC
Molecule: messenger RNA, 1368 nt
Organism: Eruca vesicaria subsp. sativa (arugula)
Lineage: Eukaryota; Viridiplantae; Streptophyta; Magnoliopsida; Brassicales; Brassicaceae
Source: the annotation of a GenBank genome assembly